GCUUUAAUAGUGUCUGAUAAUAAUACUGGAGAGAAUUUAUCGUCUGCUACAGCAGCAUUAAUGUCUCAACCACCGCCUCCUCAUUUUUGCAGUACUGUUGUUCUGCUCAUUGCUCUACAAGUCAUCAAUACUGGGGAUAGUUACUCCUUAGAGCAAAUGUGCGGAGGCAGCGCUAUAUUCCCGACGGCGGAAAAGACCGAAAACAUGUUGAUGAAUUUAUUUAUGCCGCUAUGUAUGCGAGUCGGGAGUGGCAGAAAAGACGUUCCUCCCCUACGCCAGUCAGACGUCAGUUACCUGGUAUCAGUAGUGUUAAACGCGUUAUGCCCGCCGGCGCCACCCGGCCAAGUGGCGGCGGUCAACGCCAAGCUCAACGCGGCUGAUGCGCGCGCCAACUCUCUCACCUUCACUGGCAGCCGCGACACCAGGAACACUACCAGACUCUCCAAUCAGCUGUAUAGGAUUGCGUUCUUGGCUCUGAAGGUAGUGUGCGCGUGUUUCUCGAGCGAGCUGUGCGGCGAGUGGGGCCGCAUCGCGCGCGCCAUGCGUGAGCUCGGCCGCCGCAACGAGGCCGCGCACCACCUGUGGGACUUCCUCGAACACGUCGUUACCUACCGCACGCCGCUCUAUAUACUGUUACAGCCGUUUAUUGUCCAUAAGUUGUCCCAACCACCAAUCGGCGACAACGAGCGGCACAUGCAGUUCGUGGUGCGUGAGCGUGUGCGCGGACUGAAGCUGCCCGCCGCCAGAGCUCGCGGCGCACUGCUCACCGACCUGGCGCGGGAGCUACGCUCGCUGCGGGACACUCACGACCAGUGCAAAUACGACCAAAUCUCGGAAAACCUGGGUCAGGCCGGUGGGAAACGUUCGUCCGAAGUGUUCCCUCGCCCUUCGAACGUACAAGACAAACACCAACAGCACAGGCCGUCGCUAAUAUCCAUGCUAGUGGGUCGCGCUGGCGCAGGUGGUAUCCCACGCACCCCCGACCAUCCCUCCGCACCUCUUACUGCCCAGAGAGAAUCUCUGUCGAGUAGUUCUACAACGAGCCAGCAAUUGCCGCUAUUCGAAAUUGGUUUGAACAACAACGGUCGGCAAAGCGAUCACUGUAAUAAUAAUACAAACAAUGGCAACUCUAACGUCGGAUCUGUAAACAAUUACGGGAUUGACUCGAAACCGCCUGUUAGCACCCCGUCGUAUGUUAGUGCUCAAACAAAACUGCGCUUCGUGCCCUCUGUAGAGUUCAAGUUCACAUCAGGUGAAACAUCCAUGACUCCAUUAUCGCCAAUGUCGCCUGAUUCGCGUGUGAGCGGCACUAGUCCUGGGGGCAUGUGCGCGGGGAUGGAGGAGGCCCGCACCGACAGUCCCGAUGGUGAUAAGCCGCGACUGCAGCGAGCACACGGACCUUCCAAGAAGACCUUCAAGUUCCGACGCAGCCGGCAUGCGAAGCCUGAGCCGUCGCUGGCUCGGUUCGAGUCGGAUUCGGGGUCGUCGCCGGGCGCGGACAGCACGCCGCUCCGGCGCGCGUGGUCGCAACCACCAUUCCUGCUACCAGCCGCUACCAACACCGACACCUCCUACGACAGCGAAAUCUCGCAGACCUCCUCCACCUCGGGAUACAGGCUAGCAUUACUGCCGCGCCAAGAGAGCUACAGCCUGCAGGUGUCGAUGACGGAGUCACAAGGUGGCGCGGCGGAACGCUCCCCGAGCGCAACCCCGCACGCCAGCCCCGACGCCUCUCUAAGCUGCGAGUCUGGCACAUCUUCGGCCGAGCGUACUGCACUGCUCGGCGCGGCCAGUCAGCGAUCACUUUUACUUAGUAGCGAUUUACGUGAUGAAGAUACACUCCUUUAAUUUCAUAGAAAUUAAAAUAUUGUUAGAAAAAUACGCCAAAAUAGUAUGAAUGUUAAAUACUUUAAGAAUUUCUUAGUUUACAGUAAAUGUUAAUGCAUACAUCUACUUUAGUGUGAAAUACUUUAAGUUUAGUACACUAAUUUACUUAUGAUUAUUAAGUAAAUUUUAUGUUUUACCAAUUAAAAUCUAUUUAAGUAUCUAUGUGAUAUGGAAAUUCGAAAUAUAGGGAUUUACU
Manduca sexta (tobacco hornworm) is the source of this 2083-nucleotide messenger RNA. Its product is annotated as protein unc-80 homolog. Gene Ontology annotation, biological process: monoatomic cation homeostasis. The record is from RefSeq and is a predicted model, not a curated record. Lineage: Eukaryota; Metazoa; Arthropoda; Insecta; Lepidoptera; Sphingidae. Gene Ontology annotation, molecular function: monoatomic cation channel activity. Gene Ontology annotation, cellular component: axon; cation channel complex.